CCACAUCGGAACUCCAGUCAGUGAGAUGCUCAACUUGCCUGGAGACGCGGAGCAGCCGGGCCUCUGGGCGCCGCCGUCCUUGCGCUCGACGGCUCCCUGCCCGGACCCCCAGUGAGCCCCGGCCCCAGCCCCGGCUCCCCCUCCUCGGGAGGGACCCCAGAGACAGACACACACAGACCGAGAGCGGAACCAGCCCCCCGCCGCAGCAGCCCUCCAUCCCGCGGCCGGAGCCGCUUUGCAGUACCAGUCUUGGCAAUGCCGUUUGGAUGUGUUACCCUGGGAGAUAAGAAGGAUUAUAACCAGCCAUCUGAGGUGACUGACAGAUAUGACCUGGGGCAGGUCAUCAAAACAGAGGAGUUCUGUGAGAUAUUCCGUGCCAAGGAGAAAACAACUGGCAAGCUCUAUACGUGCAAGAAGUUUCUGAAAAGAGAUGGGCGCAAAGUGCGAAAGGCAGCCAAGAAUGAGAUCAUCAUCCUUAAGAUGGUGAAACACCCCAAUAUUUUGCAACUGGUGGAUGUGUAUGUUACCCGGAAAGAGUACUUCCUCUUCUUGGAGCUUGCCACUGGUCGGGAAGUAUUUGAUUGGAUAUUAGAUCAGGGUUACUACUCUGAGCGUGACACCAGUAAUGUCAUCAGGCAGGUUCUGGAAGCUGUGGCAUACCUACAUUCCCUCAAGAUUGUUCACAGGAACCUCAAGCUAGAAAAUUUAGUGUAUUACAACCGCCUGAAGAACUCCAAGAUUGUGAUCAGCGACUUUCAUUUGGCCAAACUGGAGAAUGGGCUCAUCAAGGAACCCUGUGGAACCCCUGAAUAUCUAGCUCCUGAGGUAGUCGGACGCCAGCGAUAUGGACGGCCUGUGGACUGCUGGGCAAUUGGAGUGAUCAUGUAUAUUCUCUUGUCAGGGAACCCACCCUUCUAUGAGGAAAUGGAUGAGGAUGAUUAUGAGAAUCAUGACAAGAACCUGUUCCGUAAGAUCUUGGCUGGUGACUAUGAGUUUGAUCCACCCUAUUGGGAUGACAUCUCCCAGGCAGCCAAGGAUCUGGUGGCCCGUCUGAUGGAGGUGGACCAGGACCAGAGGAUUACAGCAGAGGAGGCUAUUUCCCAUGAAUGGAUUUCUGGCAAUGCAGCUUCAGACAAGAACAUAAAGGAUGGUGUAUGUGCUCAGAUUGAGAAGAACUUUGCCAGGGCAAAAUGGAAGAAAGCAGUCCGAGUUACCACAAUGAUGAAGAGACUCCGAGCACCAGAACACACAGAUGCAGCAAAAGCCACCCCUCCCGCUGCUGCAACGACAGAUGGUGUUGCCCCAACAGAAACCACCAGCACCUCGCAGGUCAAACCAGAAGCAGACAGCAAAGCUCCAGUGGCAACUGAGGCAGCCCCAGCUACAAUAGCAACAGCACUCCCUCCUGCAACAACAAGCCCAGAAGUAACAGCAUCAACAGCUCCAGCUGUUACUGCAGAAACUCCAGCUACGACAUCAGCAACCCCAACUACAUGUAACGGGGAAAACACCACUGCUCCCAAUGCCACUCCAGAGUCCUGGAAUGAGGAGACUGGCUGAGUCAAAGGGGAGCUGGGUGAGGGCAGGGUUGUACCUCUCUUUGUUGUAUUUCUCUUUGUAAAUAGUUACUGGCAUGGUACCCCAAACUGUCCUAGCUUCCUCAAAAAAUCCCUUCUGCGUCUGGCUGUCAGUAGUCUGACUCUAUGUGUCUUCAGCUAGGUGCCAGCAGGGUUUCUAUUUUUUAUGUGACAGAGUCCAAUGUGACCCUGAUGGGCUCAGGUAAACAGAUGGCUGGGCCUCUACAACCCAUUGCAUGAAAUAUUCUCUCUCCCUCUUUCCCACUUCCCCUCCCCUAAUUCUCCUCCAUAGCUUUCCUUUGUUUUGUCCUAUUUUGUGAUUUCUUUAUAUUUAUAUUUCUUAUUCCUAAUUGGGCAUUUGUUUUACUUCAUUUAUUUUACGCAUUUCUUACUUUAGCUGCCUUUCAAAAAUGCACUCUUCCCAAGCCAUUCUCAUUUUCUGUCCAGGUCCUGGGCUGUCUGGGCCUGUCUGAGAGAAGCCAGGGCACUCAGAUCAGCCAUAGAAGGCAUACCUAUCCAAUUGGUGGGGGUACAGGGAAUGAAACACACAUCCAGGUCAGGUUGCUAGCUUACUGAAAGAUAGAGAAGUCCACACAUGACCAUAAUGGAUCUGCUAUGUUAGACAUACUUAUACAGCAAAGAUGAGGAAAGGGUAGCUUUCCAGAUGCAGUUGGAUUGCCACUCCCAUCUUCCCUCAGCAUUGAUCCUGGUGGCAAUGGCUGAUGAAACUGGUAGUCCAACCACCACUAGAAAGACAACCCACUGCUGCUGUGCAGAGUAAAUGUGGAAUUCAUGUGUUCAACAGUUUACAUCAUUUACACCUCUGCGUCCACCAUCUGAAUAUGCAUGCACAAAGCUAACGCUAUCCCAUGUUUAGUAUGUUUGUGCGGUAUGUGACCUUCCAUAGAACUGUCCAUAUAUGGACACAGUUGGAACCUUGGGCUAAGAUGGAAAGCAAGCCAUCUGCAGGCACGCUAGCCAUGGAAGGUUAAAGGCACAUGGUAGGUUGUCUGUCUGUCUGUCUAUUUAUUUAUAUUUUAGACUUGUCACAUUUUUCUGCAUUGCCUCCAGAACUGAGUACUCAAGUAGCUGACAUGCUAGUAUAUGACAAUAAAGGGUGUUCUUUUCACCCUGGCACUGUAAUCCAAAAACUAGCAGUCCUGAGCUUGUAUAAUAAAUACUACAAUCACAAUUAUAUAUAUUAUUCAGUACUGUCAUUCUCCCACCUAUGUAACAGAAAUAAUGGUGCCCUAUAUUUUACAUAGUGGGAAAUGUAAUAGUUCUAUAUUUCUUACAAGAGAUGUUGCAAAAGGUUGACAUACUAUAAAAGAGAUAGAGAGCCACAUAUGAACUACAAAGUAGUUUUCCAUAGUUCUUACCAGUGAGAAAUGAUCAUACCAGUUCAUGAGUGAAGAUGAGAUCAGCUAAAUGGAGAGCAGCAGUUGUAGCUUAAGUAACAGCAGAUGACUAGCCCCCAUCUUAUGGAUGUUUCACUCAAAAGUAAAUCUCACUGAGUUUAAUGGCACUAAGUGUCAGGUUAGGUAAGCAUAUGGCAAGCAUACGGCAAGCAUACAAUAAUAGCCAAGUCAGGCAAUGUGGGUUACCACCAAACACUGAAAAGUUGCAGAGAGAGAGGAUGCAAUUGUAGAUGAGAUAUAUGCAGGUACGCUGUCUUUUUCCUAUCUGUAGUUUGACUGAACUGGAAGAGUUUGAGGCGGAAGGGUUCAGGACAGAACCAGCAGAUGGGGAAAGACUUAAAACCCCAAUUCAAUGCCAUCCUCCUAGAAUCCUUGUGCCACACUCAAACCACUACACCAUGUUGGCUCUGCAGCCCCUUACAUACUCACCCAAACAAAAAAAGAAAGAAGAAACACACACACACAAAAAACAGCCAAACUAAAAACCAUAAAUUCUGGACAUGUCAGGUAUGCCGAUGUGGCUCCUUACAGAGAUAUUUGGGGUGAAAAUGGGCCCCCAUUCCCUCCACAGUUGCCCACCUCUGACUUAUAUAUUGGCCCCUUGAUGGAAGAGACGGGAGGCAUUCAUGCUGCAUGAUAAUAGACAGCUGGGGUCCCUAUGACAUCUGAGUUGACAACGUCUGACAAAUCACUCUCUUUUUUAACCAUACCUAUUUUGCAGUUUGUCUGGCUUGUCUGGCUUAUCUUAUUCCUUUUAAAGUUGCUGUUACAUGGUGAGAGAUAGCAUGAUAAGCCAGACAAACUGACUUUCCAAAUUUUCCUUACUAUAAGCCUUGGACAAAGGUUUAAAUCAUACAUUCAGUAGUUAUGUGAAAAAUUCCACAAUAUGCCAACACAAUUCUUGAUCAUAUUGCCAUUAGUAAUUGCACAGUGAAGAAUCACUAAAACAAUGCAAAGAGCCACCUACACAAGCAAUUUACUACAUGGAACAUCUUCAGUCUGGUUGGUUUCAAGGAAAUUAUUUGUGAUUGUUUGACUUGGAUUUAUGUGACCUUUGAUUUUGUCCAUUUCUCUGUCUCAGAUAAUGAAAAAUAUCUUCUUUUUGCCAGUUAUAAUGGGAUCUAGAUAUACAGACUGUGUCUCCCUUAUCUGAAAUGCAUGGGACCAGAUGUGUUUUUAGAUUAUGGAGUAUUUGCAUAUGUAUCUUUGAAGAUGGGACCUAUCUUUGAAGAUGGGACCUACGUCUAAACAUGAAAUUUAUAUGUGUGUCUUAUACACCUUGUAUACAUAGCCUGAAGGUAAUUUUAUAUACAGUAUUUUACAUAAUUUUGUGCAUGAAAUAAAGUUUGUGUACACUGAAUCAUCAGAAAGCAAAGGUUUCACUGUCCCAGUUACAUGUGUGGAAAAUUUUCGAUUUGGGGAUAUUUUAAAUUUCAGAAUUUCAGAUGAGGAAGAUUCAAUCUGUACAUGUUUUUGAAGCUUAAGGUUCUCUUUCCCACAAGGAAAAGAAACAUUGGCCCCAUACAGACAGGCCAAAAUAAAGCUGCUUCGGGUCACUUUGGAGGUAUGCUGUU
This is a messenger RNA of Sceloporus undulatus (fence lizard), 4569 nucleotides long. RefSeq names its product CaM kinase like vesicle associated (gene CAMKV). Gene Ontology annotation, molecular function: ATP binding; calcium/calmodulin-dependent protein kinase activity; calmodulin binding. Gene Ontology annotation, cellular component: intracellular anatomical structure. The transcript has 11 exons. NCBI's taxonomy places the organism in Eukaryota, Metazoa, Chordata, Lepidosauria, Squamata, Phrynosomatidae. The coding region runs from base 256 to 1560 and encodes 434 amino acids. Gene Ontology annotation, biological process: peptidyl-serine phosphorylation. The record is from RefSeq and is a predicted model, not a curated record.